GUACGAAGGUGGCUGAUGUCAUGUUUGGGUUUCAGCCUCAAGGCUGAAGCAGUUGUGUCAACAGCUCUCGUAUUUUCUCAUGACAUUCAGCUGUUCAGACGGAGUAGGCGCUUCAUCUCAGACUCUCCAGUUAGUGCUCAGUUGUAACGUGAGUGUUUCUCCUGCAGGCUCACCUGGUGGCAGCGUUUGAACAGAGUUUGGGCAACAUGACCAUCAGACUGAAGAGUCUCACCUUGACGGCAGAGCAGAAGGACUCGGAGCUGAACGAGUUGAGGAAAACCAUCGAGCUGCUGAAGAAGCAGAACGCUGUCGCUCAGGCUGCCAUCAAUGGAGUCAUCAACACACCUGAACUGGCACCUAAAGGGGAGCGGACAGCUGGCAGCAAUGGCAGCCCACAGCAGCAGCACCAGAACCAGCAGCCGGACCUUCGCAUCAGGAGGCAGCACUCGUCCGACAGCGUCAGCAGCGUCGCCAGCGCCACCAGCCACUCCAGCGUGGGCUCCAACAUGGACGCCGACGCCAAAAACAAGAAGAAGAACAAGAAGAACUGGCUGCGAAGCUCUUUCAAACAAGCGUUCAGCAAGAAGAAAUCUCCCAAAUCGGCUUCUUCUCACUCCGACAUUGAGGAGAUGACGGACUCAUCGUUGCCGUCUUCGCCAAAACUGCCUCACAAUGGCACGUCAGGCAGCGGCCACAUGCUGAGGAACACACACUCCAACACUCUAUUGUCGGAGUGUUUGGACAGCGAGGCCGAGACGGUGAUGCAGCUGCGCAGCGAGCUCAGGGAGAAGGAGAUGAAACUGACCGACAUCCGCCUGGAGGCUCUCAGCUCUGCACAUCAGCUGGACCAGCUCCGGGAGGCCAUGAACCGCAUGCAGGUGGAGAUCGAGAAGCUGAAGGCGGAGAACGACCGUCUGAAGCUGGAGAAUCAGGGCAGCAGGACAGGCUCCCAGGUCUCCAUCUCAUCCUCGCCUCCUCCUCACACCCACAGCCAGACCCCAGCGCCCGGCCCGGGACUGUCCCAGCACAGCCUCAACCUCACCACCAGCGAGUCCACCAGCCUGGACAUGCUGCUGGACGACACCGGCGGCGAGGGAGGGAUGAGGAAGGAGGGACGCCACGUGAAGAUCGUCGUCAGUCUGGACGAGGACAGAAAGUGGGGAGAGGACGGCCGAUCUCGGCAUUUUCUCAUCGGUUGCAUCGGCGUGAGCGGGAAAACUAAGUGGGACGUCCUGGACGGAGUGGUCAGACGUCUUUUCAAGGAGUACAUCACCCACGUGGACCCGGCCAGCCAGCUGGGCCUGAGCUCGGACAGCGUUCAGGGUUACAACAUCGGAGAGAUCCACCGACCCAGCAGCCCCAGCGCCGCCCACACGCCCGAGCUGCUGCCCUGUGGAUACCUGGUGGGAGACAACACCAUCAACAUCCAGCUCAAAGGCGUGAGCAGUGAGAACGUGGACUCUCUGGUGUUCGACACGCUGAUCCCCAAGCCGAUGCUGCAGCGCUACGUCUCGCUGCUGAAGGAGCACAGACGCGUCAUCCUGUCGGGGCCCAGCGGCACAGGAAAGACCUACCUGGCCAAUCAGCUGUCUCGACACCUGCUGCUGCUGGAGGGUCGACCUCUGACUCCGAAUGCCGUCGUCACUUUCAACGUGGACCACAAGUCCAGCAAGGAGCUGCGUCAGUACCUGUCGGGUUUGGCGGAGCAGUGCAGCAGCGUUGCGGGAGCAGACAGCCCUCUGGUGGUGAUCCUGGACAACCUGCACCACGUCAGCAGCCUGGGAGAGAUCUUCAACGGCCUCUUCAACUGCAACUACCAGCACUGCCCCUACAUUAUCGGCACCAUGAGCCAAGCCACGUCAUCUGCCCCCAAUCUGCAGCUUCACCACAACUUCAGAUGGGUGCUGUGUGCCAACCACAUGGAGCCGGUGAAAGGCUUCCUCGGUCGCUACCUGAGGAGGAAGCUGAUCGAGACGGAGAUCGGCAGCCGGACGCGUAACAUGGAGCUGGUGAAGAUCAUCGACUGGGUGCCGCGGGUUUGGCAUCACCUCAACCGCUUCCUGGAGACACACAGCUCCUCCGACGUCACCAUCGGACCUCGCCUCUUCCUGUCGUGUCCCAUGGACGUGGAGGGAUCCAGGGUUUGGUUCACGGACCUGUGGAACUACUCCAUCAUCCCCUACAUGCUGGAGGCGGUGCGGGAGGGACUGCAGCUGUACGGCCGCAGGGCUGCCUGGGAGGAUCCGGCUGCCUGGGUGAUCGACUCCUACCCCUGGUCAGCGACGCCUCCUCCAGGCGACUGGCCACCACUGCUGCAGCUCCGCCCGGAGGACGUGGGCUUCGACGGAUACUCUGCCCCCAGAGAAGGAGUCAGGAAAGAGCCGCCACAGAGCGACAGUGACGCAGACCCACUGAUGAACAUGCUGAUGCGUCUGAAGGAGGCGGCGACGUCGUCGAGCCCGCAGAGCUACGACAGCGACUCCAACAGCAACAGCCACCAGGACGACAUCCUGGACUCGUCGCUGGAGUCCACCUUGUGAUGCCAUAAAACGCAGCACUGGGAUCUGUUUUCAAACAAGAAUUUUUUUUUAUAGGAACUGUUCUCACUGAGAGUAUAAUUUCAUGCCACAAAAUCCAGCCACCUUAAUUUGGGUGCAGGUAACCCAAAUGUUUAAAAAGAAAAAGAAGAAAAAAAAAGAUGGUUAAAAUUGCAUUUCAGUAAACGGGCAACAAAAGUUUCUACUUCUUCUGCACUGCGCUGUUUUUUUGGUUUGUUUUUUUUUCACCGCUGUGGCCCGCGGCUCCUCUGUCGGGAGCCUGACGUCUACUUCAGACAGACAGAAUAAAAGCACACAGCCUGUCCCUGUUGGUGAGGCGCCAUCAUUACCAUCAUCACCAGCCAUCAGUUUACUGAAACACCAGCCAGGACUCCUCCAUCCUCCCCCUGAGCCGCAGCAUCACACCAGCUCGUCGGGCCAGAAUCCUGCUGCAGGGAGCCGGAGCUGCCUGCAGAUGGCGAUACAAGCCCUCUUCUCUGGAGCAUCAGUGAAACUCUGUGACCACCUGCUGAGGAAACUGGAUGGGUGGAUGAACGGCCAGCCGCUUCCUGCUCCUCGUCCACCUCGUGUGGCUGAAGCUGCCUGUGUGAUUGCUGGAGGAUAAAUAGAGCCAAAGUGAAUGUUAAGUUCUACAACAAAUGACAACUUCUCAGAGAAACCCUGAGUUUUACAUCCCAAACUACAAUAUGUCGAAACCAAGAGAGCAUUAUCAAAAAGAGUUCCUACAAGAUACAUGAGAGCUGGUGGGAUUUCAGCUCCAAAUCCACAAUUUAAAUAUAUCAAAGAAACUGGAAAACAUAGUGAAAAUAUCCAGUUCUGUGGUGAAAACAAAUCCAAAUUAAGGAGACAAAGCCUCAAUAGUUGGAUCAGAAAUACUCACCACAAUCCCUGCUGAGGCUUUUUGUUUCGUUUGGAGUUGACACGUCGUAUGUCAGCUUUCAUCAAAGUCCUCAGUGGCUGCAACCUCCCUCACAGUUUCAUUGUCUAAACACAGACAGCAGUGAGAUCUACUGUAAAAACAGCUUGUCUUAUUCAGUAUAACAUCUACAGCUACUUUACAAAAUAUCUUUAAAGUCCUUGCUCUCACAAAAAGGCUUCGACAGUGUUUGAGGUGAAGUCCUUGGACCGGUUUCAGAAAUCAGGAUUAACAAACUUCAAUCAAUCAACUCUGAUUUAUGUUAACUUUGAGUAAAGCAUAUGCAUGAGGAGAUUAAAAAAAAGCACUAUCAUCCUAUCCCUCAUUAGUGGAGUUAGAAAUGUUAAUGAUUGUACAAAAAGAAUAAGAGUUGUUUUCUUUAAACAAGCAACACGGUAACAGCAGCAAAAGAACAUCAACUGGCCAGAAAAUUGCUGGAAAGGUCAACAUGUGAGUGUUUAUUGGAAAAAUAAAAUAAAAAAAUAUUCCAAAAGUGGAAUCUAAGGCACUAUUGUAUCCAUUUACACCAGAAAAAUUAAUCAAAUCAACGUAUUAGUUCUGUGAGUCUCAAAGCUUCUCCUCUGAUGAGGCUGUGACUUCAAAAACACGAAGUUUUUCUUUGCCGGAACACUACUGACAGCCUUACAGACGGUUGCAUUAGAAACAUGCUCAGUGUUGGCAAGGUUAAAACACACACAAAAAAAUGUUGGCUGAUCGACUCUAGCUACUUUUACAAAGCAAAAAUCUAAUUUACUAAACACCUGUAAAGUCCUAGUUGUCACAAAAAAAGGCUUUCAGGAGGAAACUGCACAAACUGGGACGUUAACAUUCACCAUGGCUCGAUUUGUCCUUUCGACUUUGACCAGUGUUUGAAGUAACAUCCUGUGUGUCGUAGCAUCCUAUGUAAUUUCACUAAUAACGCCUCUACCACUUGCUUUGACCCCUUAAUAAUCCUUUGAGAUCUCCACGCACAUUGGCCCAAGCAGGCUGUUGUAGCACAAAUCCCUUUUUGGUGCUGGACUGAAUCCUAUCAAACAAUGCCUUACUCUUUUCUAACAGACUAUGUGCAUUAGCAGAUUCUUUUUCUUGUUUUUUUUUUUUUUUGUCUAAAUGGCUGUAAACUUAACAGGGCUCCGAGUCGACUUGACCCUCCUCGAGCAGCUCGAGGAGCAGCGUCGACCUCUCAUCAUAUCAAUCACCAAUGCCGUGGGAUUGAAGAGACGCGAAUGAGGAAGCAGAAGCUUUGGGUUUCAAAUUAAGUUGUAUGCAUGCAUGACCCACCCGGUGCUGGGAAGAUGGUGUAAAUAUUUGGACCACUAGCGAGAAAGAAAACUAUUUAGAUGUGUUUUGUUUUUGUUUUGUUUUUUUUGGUGCUUGAAAUCAGAACUUGUUGCAGGUUGAUUGGGUGAGGGAAAGUUUAAGAAGAUUUUAUACCUCAUCCCCAUCCUUUAACUGUGCUUUUGCCACGCUUAGUGUCUGUUUUGAUGAUGUGAUUUGUGAUGAACAAGACUGUCAUAACAAACAUGUUGAACUAAUUAAGUGAAAACUAGUGUAUAUGCUGCUUUGUUUAUAGUGAUAUAAUUAAUCAGAGGUUAAAGUUAUAAAAGGUACUUUGUUGUAAAAGCCUCCCAGCCUUGCUUUUCUGGGAAGGGCAGGCGGGCGGGCGUUCAAAGCCGGGGGUCACGUAGUCCAGCACGGCUUCCAUCGCUUUCAGUGUUUCUGUCACCGAUCCUAUGCAACAUUCAUUCUGAUCUCCAAAUGGAAGCCAAAAGCCGAAUGUGUGUUUGUCCCCCCUCUCCCUCCCUCCUCCACCCCGAGCAGUUUGCAGCACUGCCUAGAGACGUACAGCAUGGAACCAGAUUUGUGAAGAGUUUUGUGGCCAAUGUUCUUUGUCCGUGUGUGUGUUUGAUAAAAGGAUCUCCUGCUACUGUCCCCGUAAGCACAAAGAGACUGAUUCUGUUUGUCUGUGUUAAAGCCUGCUCUGAGAGGUGCGGAUGUUGUCGAAGCAUUUGUCAUUUUAUUACUCACAAACUCAAUGAAUGUUUAGCCUUCUUAGCUAUGUACAUUUUUUUAUAUGUAACAUAACUUUGUAAAUAGUUGAUUAUCUCGCAGCAUUUUGAUGACUUUUUCUAGCUGAUUUGUUACAGUACUUGAAAAGGAGUAUUUUGUGUACAGUCUCUUUACAUCAGGGCAGAUUGAUUUGCGGUUUGCCAUCGCUGGUCUGUCCAGGGCUCGGAGAAUUGAAUCUGAUAUCACUGUACUAGUCUUAAGUUAUUGUGAUUCAAUAAAAAUUAAUGAUUAUUUAUGAUUGAA
This is a messenger RNA of Stegastes partitus (bicolor damselfish), 5787 nucleotides long. It is a transcript of the gene nav2a, whose product is annotated as neuron navigator 2a. Gene Ontology annotation, biological process: neurogenesis; nervous system development. The coding region runs from base 207 to 2540 and encodes 777 amino acids. NCBI's taxonomy places the organism in Eukaryota, Metazoa, Chordata, Actinopteri, Pomacentridae. Gene Ontology annotation, molecular function: ATP hydrolysis activity. The record is from RefSeq and is a predicted model, not a curated record. The transcript has 16 exons.